UCUGACUCAGCCACGCAGGUUAUUUGGGAAAAUAUUUUAAACGCAUGUUUUAACUAAACAGACCAUAUAAUGCUCCCUCGUUCCUCUUGCGUUGGACUACGUGCAUCUUGUAUUUUGGGCAGUUUGGGGAAGCGAGACAGGAGUUUUUAAGGUCUUUAUCAAGAAGAUGAACAAGGCUCUUGCUCUGGCAUUUGAUAAGUAGACUGGCAAUGCCCAUGUUAAUAUCUUUCUGACCACACCUGCUAAUGGACUGAGCGGUUACGUCAAUAAAUGUUUCAUUUCUAUAUGUGGACUAGUGCCAGCACUGCAGAAAAGCCCAUCGUCCCGAUUCCAGGUCACUGUGUCCCCAAAUUUGUGCUAGCACUGUCCUGCACCCUCAUCCGUCUGUUCAUCCCUCGCUUCAUGGGGCUGGCUUUGCAUUUUCUGACCCUGUUUUUUAUCUUGCCACAGACUGCUAGAAUUCGUUUCAAAUAAAUUUGUGCUUUUUAUGUAUGGACCAAAUCUAAAACUGCGCAAUAACGGCCUCUGCCCAACACAUGGUACUGUUGGAGUUUUAACCCUUGCAAGAAACCCAGCUGAAUGUCAGUGAGCUCUCAGGAUAUAACCCAAGGACGUUCCAAGUGAGUUAGCACUCAGGACUUAAACCAAGGACUUAUAUCCAGGUCAGUUUUAAAAAAGCAUCAAACACAGAAAAGCCACGGAGCUCAUGUAAAGAACAAAUCAUGAGCUUUGACAGUUUCCAGUACUGUGCACUGUUCGAGUACAAGCAGGAGCGGGGUGACGAUAUCUCCCUGCAGCCUGGAGAUCUCCUCACGGUCAGUAAGAUGGCACUGCUGACAUCCGAUUACCAGGAGGGUGACGAGAAGUGCCCAAAGGGCUGGCUGCAUGGCACCAAUGAACGCACUAAGGAGAAGGGCAACUUCCCCGGCACCUUUGUGGAGUAUGUUGGGGUCGUGAGGACAGGCCUUACUUCAGGGAAGCCUUGGCCGAGACCUGUACCGCCAACACCUGUAGGGCCCCAGCCCCCAGGAGCCUCUGCUUCAGAAGGCCCCUGUGGAAAGGGAGAUGUUUUGGAGCAGUGUGCUCUGCAUGACCAGACCCCAGCCGUGGUGCUCAGGCUGACGGAGGCUCUAGAGAGACUGGACUGGGAGAAUGAGCCAUUGUACCGGUCUGGCCAGACCUGGACUGGAUCCCCAGAAUUAUUGCAGGCUUUGGAAACAGACCCAGCAGCAGUGGACUUUGAGCAAUAUGAAUUGUCUACAUUGGCUGAUACACUUAAGAGUUACAUUCAGGACUUGCCCUGCCUGCUCAUACCAGCUGUAGUGUACAGCGAGCUGGUCUACACUGCUCAGGAAACCCAAAGCAUGGAGGAAUGCGGACAACAGCUGAAAAGAAUCCUUGACUCUCCUAGUGUCCCUCAGGCUAACCACCAGCUCCUGGUUCAUCUGACCCGACACCUAAGUAAGGUGACCCAAAGUGGUGGAGCAGCUCAGACAAGCCCCAGGCUUCUGGCUCUGGCCUACAGCGAGGCCAUCUUUAAAAACAACCACUUCAGUGCGGAUGUAAACCCAGAACAUCAUGUGAAAAUUCUAGAGGCACUUAUCAUGAUUGGAGGUCUAGUGGAGAUACAACCUGCUCCAGCUCUUCCUCCCAAGCCAACAAAACCCAUGACACCAGUAAAUGUCAACGGUGUGAAAGAAGUCGCCAGCGGCUCAUUGCAAGAAGCAGAAUGGUACUGGGGAGACAUAUCAAGGGAAGAGGUGAACGACAAACUGAGAGACAUGCCUGAUGGUACUUUCCUGGUACGGGACGCCUCGACCAAGAUGCAGGGAGAUUACACACUAACGCUAAGGAAAGGUGGAAACAAUAAGCUAAUAAAGAUCUAUCAUCGGGAUGGGAAGUACGGAUUCUCAGACCCGCUCACAUUCAGCUCAGUAGUGGAGCUCAUCAAUCACUACAGGCACGAGUCACUGGCCCAGUACAACACCAAACUGGACGUAAAGCUCAUGUAUCCCGUCUCCCGCUACCAGCAGGAUCAGCUGGUGAAAGAGGACAACAUUGAUGCAGUGGGGAGGAAACUCCAGGAAUAUCACAAUCAAUAUCAGGAGAAGAGUAAAGAAUAUGACAGACUCUAUGAGGAGCACACAAAAACCUCACAGGAGAUCCAGAUGAAACGUACUGCAAUAGAGGCCUUCAAUGAGACCAUAAAAAUUUUUGAAGAACAGUGUCACACGCAGGAACGCUACAGUAAAGAAUACAUUGAGCGAUUCCGCAGAGAGGGCAAUGACAAAGAGAUUGAAAGGAUUAUGAUGAACUAUGAGAAGCUCAAAUCCCGUCUUGGCGAGAUUCACGACAGUAAGACCCGGCUUGAACAGGACCUGAAAACACAGGCUCUAGACAACAGGGAGACGGACAAGAAAAUGAACAGCUUGAAGCCAGAUCUUAUUCAGCUCAGAAAGAUUAGAGAUCAGUACCUUGUUUGGCUCAAUCAUAAAGGUGUUCGACAGAAACGAAUAAACGAUUGGCUGGGGAUCAAAAACGAGAACACUGAUGACGCCUACUUCGUCAGUGAGGAGGAUGAGAAUCUGCCACACUACGAUGAGAAGAGCUGGUUUGUGGGGGACCUUAACCGAACGCAGGCAGAGGACUUGCUACACGGCAAACCCGAUGGAGCCUUCCUCAUCCGCGAGAGCAGCAAGAAGGGCUGUUACGCCUGCUCUGUUGUUGUGGACGGCGAGGUGAAGCACUGUGUCAUCUACAGCACACCCCGUGGCUACGGUUUCGCCGAGCCCUACAACUUGUACAGCACUCUGAAAGACUUGGUCCUGCAUUACCACCAGACCUCACUGGUCCAGCACAACGACUCGCUCAAUGUGCGGCUGGCGUACCCAGUGUAUGCACAAAUGCCCUCAGGCCCACGCAGAUGAAGACUUGCCCCCCCCAAAAUUAAACUCUCUAUACUCAUGGGAGGGGGGAACAGUUUCUGAACAAAAAACAUACAACAACAACAACACAAAAAACACUUGCUGCAACACACACGUCAGCCACCUUGGAGUUAUAUAUUUUUACAAGAACAAUUUGGAGGGCAUUCUUUCUAAAGACUGCUUGAUUUGCACAAGGAAGUUUUAAAUGUUUGUGAAUGUGAAAAAAAAAAAAAAAAGCAAGCAGGAAGCAGAGGAGGCGAGUUUCAGGUGAUCCGCGUUGCUACCUAAACUCCAGCUGGGACUUUUUACAUGCUCCAUUUUAGAUCAAGCUUUUUUUUUCCUGCCUCUAUUUUCUCACAUCUUUCUAGUUUUCAUUGAGAUGAUUGGUUUUUUUUUUCUCUUUAUAUUGUCUUUGCAAAAUUCUUAACUAUAUGUAAAGCAGGAAAAUAUUUAGUUUGUUUAAAUGUCUCCAUCUCUCUCUUUAUGUGUUUAAAAAAGGCAAAAACUAUGUAGCAAACAGACGACCGACACUUUCCAGAGUGAUCUCACAGUGACUGCUGCUGAACGAGGGGUUGUGGGAUGUUUGGGAGGGCACAAGUGAAAAUGUGUUGUAGUCUUAAAAACAAAAGCUUGUUUUAACACUAACUCUAGAGAGGUGUUUAUUUUUAUUUUUUGUCCUUGUUUUUUUGGCUGGAUCAAAAGUUUUGUCCUUUAAGCAGUUAAUAUUGUUACAGUUCAGUGCAGAGACCAAAGUUGGCAUGGGGAGGACUUUUUUUUUUGUUUUGUUUUUUUACUUUUUGUGAUAAAAUUGGCUCAUUGAAAUUAUACUUAAUACACCUUGUUUGCAAACUACAUAAAAUAGUUUGGAUCUAUGUCCUGUGAAUGGAAGCUUCACUUGUACCUUUUUUUUUUUUUUUAAGAACCAAAAAUCACAGACACAGUUGACAAAGCACUUAGAAAUGACAAGCCCCAAAUUUGAAAGAACAACAGCUCGUGAUUUAACUAAUGUGACCUCUUAAUGCUUAAUUGGAUUUGUGUACCUGUCAAACAUAUGUUCAAAAAAAAGUUCAGCAAGCGGGAGCAGUGUCAGAGCAGAUGUGCUUUAGUACGUAACUUGAAAAAAAAAAAAAAAGUGCAAUCCAGCUUUUGAUGGUAGAGAAGUGGUCUGUCAGAGAGAGAAACAAACUGCUCUCAGUGGCAUCAAAAAGCGAUAAUCACUUGAACCUUUUGAAGAAUUUCCUUUUAAAAAA
Messenger RNA from Sinocyclocheilus anshuiensis, 4174 nucleotides. Its product is annotated as phosphatidylinositol 3-kinase regulatory subunit gamma-like. Gene Ontology annotation, molecular function: protein binding; 1-phosphatidylinositol-3-kinase regulator activity. Gene Ontology annotation, biological process: insulin receptor signaling pathway; phosphatidylinositol phosphate biosynthetic process. The coding region runs from base 723 to 2927 and encodes 734 amino acids. The transcript is spliced from 16 exons. The record is from RefSeq and is a predicted model, not a curated record. NCBI's taxonomy places the organism in Eukaryota, Metazoa, Chordata, Actinopteri, Cypriniformes, Cyprinidae. Gene Ontology annotation, cellular component: phosphatidylinositol 3-kinase complex.